AUGGCAAGCAAGCAGCUAGUAAUGGAAGACGACAACCCCUUUCUUCCCGACGAUAUCAUCAUUAACAUUCUCAAAAGACUUCCGGUAAAAUCCCUAAUCCGAUUUCAAUGCGUGUCCAAAGAUUGGAAAAAUCUUAUCAAGACUCCGUUUUUCAUCCAAGACCACCUCCACCACUCCAACCAUCAAAACCCUUCCCUUCUCCUCCAACCUGACCGUCCCAGGAAUAGUCUUCGUGAUAUACACGUCGCUGUACUGGGUUGCAAAAAGCGAGUCCUUGAUAUUCAAGAACCACCUUUGAUUGAUUCGUCGUUGGAUAAUGGACUUGUGGUCGUGGGUUCCUGCAAUGGCUUGGUUCUUGCUAGAAUAGUUGAGCGUGUAUUUGGGUUCAGUCCGAUUGAUAAUGAUUACAAGAUAAUGAGAAUUACUGUUUGUGAGCUUCAUUUUGUGGUUAAUUCAGUGGAGGUGUAUUCAUUAAACUCUGGGUCAUGGAAGAAGGUAGGAUUUGGAAAUCUAGAGGGUGUAGGUUUUGGUAAUCUGAGUAAUGUAACUGUUAAUGGGGUUAUGUUUUUUGUUGGUAGAAAGGAUGAUUUUAAUGAUCAGGUAGUAUCAUUUGACCUGACAAAUGAAGUGUUCACAUUGAUACCAAUGCCUGAUUUAGGUCGUGCUUAUAUCAGAAGGCUUACUGUGUAUGAGAACAAAAUUGGUGUGAUUGCUGACUCUGUUGGAAAGGAUAAAUCUCAUUUCAUUCGUUUGCGGGUGAUGGAGGAGGAUACAUGUGUGUCAGGGAAGACAUGGAAUUGGACUAGAAUACAUGCUAGCAAACACUGUUCUCUGCCUCGCGAGUUAAAUCCAAUGACUACUUGGAGGAAUGAAAUUGUGUUCCAUCCUCUAUAUCAGAUUGAGAAUGAUGUUGAAACAAAUAAAUUUUAUCUGCUUAAUAUUGCUACUGAUGAGUUUGAGAAGUUUUCUAUCAGCUGUGGCUAUAUCAGUAAGAUUUUUAAUUACGUGGAAAGCCUUGUAUCAGUCAGCAACAUCGAUGUUGAAGAACCUUGA
Prosopis cineraria is the source of this 1053-nucleotide messenger RNA. Its product is annotated as putative F-box protein At5g62060. Bases 1 to 1053 code for a protein of 350 amino acids. Gene Ontology annotation, molecular function: protein binding. Lineage: Eukaryota; Viridiplantae; Streptophyta; Magnoliopsida; Fabales; Fabaceae. The record is from RefSeq and is a predicted model, not a curated record. The transcript has 2 exons.